Messenger RNA from Clarias gariepinus (North African catfish), 2762 nucleotides. It is a transcript of the gene pbx3b, whose product is annotated as pre-B-cell leukemia homeobox 3b. Gene Ontology annotation, biological process: animal organ morphogenesis; embryonic organ development; brain development. The record is from RefSeq and is a predicted model, not a curated record. The transcript is spliced from 12 exons. Gene Ontology annotation, cellular component: nucleus. Gene Ontology annotation, molecular function: RNA polymerase II cis-regulatory region sequence-specific DNA binding; DNA-binding transcription factor activity, RNA polymerase II-specific. NCBI's taxonomy places the organism in Eukaryota, Metazoa, Chordata, Actinopteri, Siluriformes, Clariidae. The coding region runs from base 167 to 1579 and encodes 470 amino acids.
UAUAAACAUGUCCUCUGUUCCCCGAGCCUGCAAGCAAGGCUUGGUAGAAGCGACCAUACUUUGCCAUAGUCAAGAGAUACGAGGCGACAGGGCAAUUCAUUAUCAGUUUAGCAUCAACCAGUGUAAAACUUCGGAAACCAGGCAUUGAUUGUGCUGCGGCGAACUGAUGGACGAGCAAGCCCGAAUCAUGCAGGCUCUCGGCGGUGUCACUCUGGCUGGCCACACGGUACAGGGGGGCAUGGCAGGUCCGCCUCCACAUGGACACGAUGGCUCCGACGGGGACGGAAGGAAACAAGACAUCGGCGACAUUCUCCAUCAAAUCAUGACCAUAACAGAUCAGAGUCUGGACGAGGCACAGGCAAAAAAGCAUGGCCUGAACUGCCACAGAAUGAAGCCUGCCCUCUUCAGUGUUCUCUGCGAGAUCAAGGAGAAAACAGGUCUAAGUAUUCGAGGAGCCCAGGAGGAGGACCCUCCUGAUCCUCAGCUCAUGCGUCUGGACAACAUGCUGCUGGCAGAGGGUGUUGCUGGUCCGGAAAAAGGCGGUGGAUCAGCCACUGUGGCAGCGGCUGCAACAGCAUCAGGAAGUCCUACUGACAACUCCAUUGAACACUCAGACUAUAGGGCCAAACUCUCACAGAUCAGACAAAUCUACCAUACAGAGCUGGAGAAAUAUGAACAGGCAUGUAAUGAAUUCACAACCCAUGUGAUGAACCUGUUGCGGGAGCAGUCACGUACACGGCCCAUCUCCCCCAAAGAGAUUGAGCGUAUGGUCAGCAUCAUUCAUCGCAAGUUCAGUUCCAUCCAGAUGCAGCUCAAACAAAGCACCUGUGAAGCUGUCAUGAUCCUGAGGUCUCGGUUUCUUGAUGCCAGACGAAAAAGACGUAAUUUCAGCAAACAAGCCACAGAGAUCUUGAAUGAAUACUUCUACUCCCACCUCAGUAACCCUUACCCCAGUGAAGAGGCUAAAGAAGAACUGGCUAAAAAAUGCAGCAUUACAGUAUCCCAGGGGGUGGGAAGCACCAUCACAGUGGCACAGGUAUCUAACUGGUUUGGCAAUAAGAGGAUCCGCUACAAGAAGAACAUUGGCAAGUUCCAAGAGGAGGCCAAUUUGUAUGCUGCCAAAACUGCUGUGAAUGCAGCACAUGCUGUGGCUGCUGCUGUGCAGAACAGUCAGACCAGCUCCCCAACUACACCUACUUCUGGAUUCCAGAUGAAAGAUGAAGAAUUUCAAAUGGAUUCUGCUGAAAACAAAAACACUCUUUUAACCAGCAUGUUUACUGGUUCAUCAGGUUCUUUUAUCCUCCCAAACUCGGGGGAUAUGUUCAUGAGCAUGCAGAAUCUGAAUCGGGAUUCUUACCAAGGGCCACAAGUCGGAGCCAAUGCACAGUCACAGGUGGAUACUCUGCACCAUGUUAUCAGUCAGACAGCAGGAUACAAUGAUGAUCUGGGUGAAAACUCCAUUUACAGUCCACAUGGCAUGGAUCAGACUAAUGGGGGUUGGCAAGAUGCUGCGACCCCAUCCUCUGUGAUCUCCCCUACUGAAGGCCCUGGUAGUGUGCACUCUGAUACCUCAAACUAAUCUCUGUAUUGACACACUGACCAAUCAGGCACUGGUUAAUCAGAGACAUUAGGACAUACCAUCUUCACAAAUACAUUCAGCAGAUCAUUUGACAGCUUUGGUGUCUCUUUGAAAUUAAAUCAUAUGGUCUUAUAAGACUACUUCAGUUCAUUAUUUUACUAAUAAUUACUAAUACAUACUUGGAAAAUAUUUGUGUUGAUUACACAGUGUGUUUUUUAUUCUUUUCUGUGUUGUACAAAUAGCUGUGCUUCAUACUGUAUCUCAUUUAGACAUUUAGAAACAUUUACAAAAUAGGAACAUGAAUUUUGCCAGUAAAUCUAAUCUAGUCAGUUUAGAUACUAUGCUACAUAUGUUACAAGUGUUUGUUUCAGACUUUUGAAGAUGGAAUCCAUUUCUUUGUUCCUGUUUUCUUCUAUAACCACAUAAAUUAAUUGAUUAAUUAAAAUGAUGGAAAUUUUGUUUAAAGAAAACAUCACCGUAAAGUGAGUUUUACAAUGUAUGGUAUAUAACUUUUGAUACGACACAAAAUACAACUCUUGCUAUUAAAGCAGCAUGUAUAAAAACUCUAUUUUGGCAUGUCUCCAUUCAGAGACAAAAUUACACAGUCUUGUAUAUAACAUAGCUUAAGAGUAUUUAUACAUUUAACAAAUUAGUACAUAGAUUCAUUACCUCAUACUAAUAAAAUUGAUAAAAUUCCAACCCUACUACAUUUUUCUAGCUUAAAGUUUUUUUUACUGACUACCUCUCCAUAAUCCUCCACCAAGAUUUUUUGCCAUUCCACAUUGUAUUUCCUUUUUGUACAAUAUUAUGUAGGUGCAUCUUUUAAUACACCUCCUCUCAUGUAAUGUAAUCUUCUUUGUUGUUUACGUGAAGCAGAAACAACAACAAUAAUAAUAAUGAUAAUAAUUACAACAACAACAACAGAGAGUGAGAUAGAAAGAAAAUAAAGAUGAAUCAUAAUGCAAUGCAUAAAUGGUCUAGUAUACAAAACCGUACAUGUCAGGCCCUGUGGGACAGAACUUCCUUUCUCUUGUUUUGUAUUAUAUGUGACUUCUGAUACUAAUUUAAAAAGAUCAUGAACAUUUAUUUGUGGCAGUAAUUUUAAUGUUUUACUGAUGUUUUGUGUUUCUAACCAAACUACACCUCAGACUGAACAGUCUUCCUUGUGGUAGUUAUGUAUAAU